AUGGUUGAAGUGGGUGCCUCGACACCGAGCUGUAACGAUGCCACGCAUAGUGGUUCGACAGAACUGAGGAAGAGAAAGGAGACAACACCAGCUAAGAAGGAUGACGAGAUUGCUGAGAUAGACUGGGAUCUGCAUGUUCCCCUGACCGAGAUCCGUCUCAAGUCGCAUGAGUGGUUUGGCGAGUUCAUCACGAAGCAUGAGGUGCCCCGCAAAGUGUUGCAUUCCUCGAUCGGGUUUAUCACCCUGUAUUUCUACACUCAGAACGUCGACUACAAGAAGGUGAAGUGGCCAUUAGUAUACGGGUUUGUUACGCUGUUCAUCCUGGAUCUCAUCAGAUUGAGGUGGAAACUUUUCAACAGGGCCUACUGUCGCACAGUCGGGGCGCUGAUGAGACGCAAGGAGAUCCACACGUACAACGGUGUUCUCUGGUACCUGCUGGGCCUGAUCUUUGCAUUCAGCCUGUUCCCCAAGGACGUCGCGUUGAUCGCACUGUUCCUGCUGAGUUGGUCCGACACUGCGGCGUCGACGAUCGGAAGGAAAUACGGCCACCUGACGCCCAAGGUGGCCCGCAACAAGUCCCUGGCAGGCUCCCUGGCCGCGUUUUGUGUCGGCGUCACUACAUGUUUUAUGUUCUACGGCUACUUUGUCCCACACUACGCCAGUUUCAACAGCCCCGGUGAGAUUUCCUGGACCCCCGAAACCAGCAGACUGAGCCUUGCAACCGUAUCGUGGCUGGGAGGGUUUGUCGCCGCUCUAAGCGAAGGCAUCGAUCUUUUCAACUGGGAUGACAAUUUCACCAUCCCAGUUCUAUCAUCCAUCUUCCUACACGGUGUGAUACGUGUUUUCAAGAAAUGA
Messenger RNA from Torulaspora globosa, 855 nucleotides. RefSeq names its product diacylglycerol kinase (gene DGK1). Gene Ontology annotation, molecular function: ATP-dependent diacylglycerol kinase activity. Lineage: Eukaryota; Fungi; Ascomycota; Saccharomycetes; Saccharomycetales; Saccharomycetaceae. Gene Ontology annotation, biological process: phosphatidic acid biosynthetic process. The record is from RefSeq and is a predicted model, not a curated record. The transcript has a single exon. The coding region runs from base 1 to 855 and encodes 284 amino acids. Gene Ontology annotation, cellular component: endoplasmic reticulum membrane.